AUGGAAGAUAAAGGCAAGGGCAAGAAGAUUGAAGUAAGUCCCAUGAGCAGUAAAUCGAGGUGGGAUACAAUACUUGGGUUCAUAACGAGUUCAGAUGAUGAUGCUUUCUUGAAGAAAUUAACAGAGGAAAAGGAAAAAAGAAGAAGAAAAAAUAAAGAUGAAGAUUACGAAGAUAAACAGAUUCUUGAAUUUAAGAAGAUGGGUUUAAGUUCGCUUGAAGGCGUAAAGUGUUUUGUUCAAAGGGAGAUGGAAAUGGAAAUACCAGACUUAAAUAAACCACCACCAGCAGGAUCAUUACUGAAUGAGGUUGAAGGUAGCUGCAGCAGCAGAACGGUUGAGGAAGAAGGAUUCAUUCCCUGGAAGACCCAUAUUCCAAAAAAGAAAAGAACAAUGCCCAGAGAGGAGGAUGAGGAGGAGGUUUCUAGUUACAUUCAGAAGAAGACCAAUAAUACCUCCUUUCAAUGUCUUCAAGGGAGUUCGUCUACAUCAAUGAAGCGUCAAAAAGUUGAAGAACACCGGGUUGUACACGUCCCUCACCAACUUAACCAAGAUCGUCAGUACUAUGAUCAAAUAACGAAGAAGAUCAAGAAACCGCAGGGCGGAGGGGUUCAGACUGCACAGUUGAUUCCUGAUCACAUAAAAGAAGCAAUCGAUGAAGUUGAUGGUACAAAUAUAACGUGGUUGACGGAGAAAGUUCUAUACCAGAGUGACAUUCGAACGACCCAGAAUAGGCUAUCUCUGCCAACUGAUUGUUAUGCCUUGUUAGAUAGCAUCAUGACAGAAGAUGAAAAGAUGAUAUAUGAUGUAUCAUAUAAUAAGAAAGGAUUGAAAACUAGAUUGAUUGAUCCAAUUCCAAGAGUUUGGGAUAUUGAUUUCAAGUACUGGCCUAGUCUUGGAAACAGGGUUUUUACAGGUAACUGGAAUAAAUUGGUUGCCGAAUUGGCAUUAGUUCCUGGAUGUAAGGUGCAAAUCUGGUGUUUCCGUAUACCUGCUGGUCCCGAACCGGAACUUUGCUUUGCCAUAAACAUUGUCAGACCCCAGCAAAAGCAGCAUCGGGACCAGAAAGUUGGAGUACUGAAAUUUUGA
This is a messenger RNA of Papaver somniferum (opium poppy), 1086 nucleotides long. RefSeq names its product B3 domain-containing protein At5g24050-like. Bases 1 to 1086 code for a protein of 361 amino acids. NCBI's taxonomy places the organism in Eukaryota, Viridiplantae, Streptophyta, Magnoliopsida, Ranunculales, Papaveraceae. The record is from RefSeq and is a predicted model, not a curated record. The transcript has a single exon. Gene Ontology annotation, molecular function: DNA binding.